AUGGUGUCGUCAAGAAAUGCGUCCGUGUCGCUGUCGGAGAUGAUUGAACGCACUGCGUCACUGACCAAAGCGCUGGGCCGCAAUGUAUCCAUGGCGAUCGUCAGCGGCAGCAGCGUCGCCAAGGAGGGGCCUGACGCACCCCUGUGUGGUUCAGGUGCCAAGAAAGGGAUGUGCAUUGGAAGGCAAGGGGCGUCACACAAUGAAUGUGUUGUAAUGAGGGGACAUGACGGCUGCGAAGGAUUGCAGACUGGGGAACUUCCCUCGUUGGUGCCAACAUCCUUCGCUGACCCUAUUCGGGGCCGCACAAAUUGGUCUUGGCUGCCAUUUGUCGCGUGGUUUAGUGCUCUUCUUUUCUUUACGGUGCUUACGGCGUUGCUUGUAAAUCGUUGUCUGCGGUCAAGGCGCUUGUCGGGGGAGGAGUAUGAGGAGCUUCUGGAUGUGCACGGCUCCGCAACGGUGCCGGUGGAUAGCAACACUGCGUCGACACGGACAGAUGGAAACGCCUCGCGGCAGCGUUUUCUGGAGUCGCGCCGGGCGGCAGCACAAAGGUCGUACGGCACUGCAAGUCCCACAAAUUAG
Trypanosoma cruzi is the source of this 579-nucleotide messenger RNA. RefSeq lists its product as uncharacterized. The record is from RefSeq and is a predicted model, not a curated record. Bases 1 to 579 code for a protein of 192 amino acids. NCBI's taxonomy places the organism in Eukaryota, Euglenozoa, Kinetoplastea, Trypanosomatida, Trypanosomatidae. The transcript has a single exon.